This is a messenger RNA of Bactrocera neohumeralis, 1278 nucleotides long. RefSeq lists its product as uncharacterized. The record is from RefSeq and is a predicted model, not a curated record. NCBI's taxonomy places the organism in Eukaryota, Metazoa, Arthropoda, Insecta, Diptera, Tephritidae. The coding region runs from base 303 to 968 and encodes 221 amino acids. The transcript has a single exon.
CAGAAAGCGUGCAACCCACUGAGCAAGUCGUGUGGCGCAUUACCUAUGCACUAAUUAUAUACAUAUAUACAUAAUUCAACUAGGCACACACGUUGAUCGCGUAUCUUAAGAAAACUUGGGCAACCAAUUGCAUUGGCUUCAAAACAAGUUUUAGUAAAGAUUUGUACUUCAAACGCUACGGGUAUCGCGCUACGGUAACGCUUAAACGCAUCUACCUUCAUACUAAUAUAUAUAUAUACAGUAGUUAUCAACACAACCAUCUUUUGCAAUAUUAACGUGGUGGUUUUCGUGUUCCAGAAGAAAUGAGAUUUCUUGAAACUUCCGUAUUGCGCGCUCUUACACUAUUCGGUUGCGUUGUCGCACUGACAACUGCCGCUGUAAUUUGUAUCGAUGAAUCAUCAUUAAACAAUACACAAGGCGGAAAUGUCAACGAACUGCAGCGUAAAGCAGGUGAUGGCACGGAGGUGGACGCCGCUGUGCUAAACUUAACUGAUUCCAGCAACGAUUCCACUAAUGGCAGUCACCACGGCCAAAGUCAGGUCACACAAUUUUUGCAGACUGUACAGGAUACACUGGAGAAGGCUAAGCCUUGGGUUGUCGAAUUGGAAAAGGAAGCCAAGCGACUGGAAGAGACCGCCAAACGGUUUGGCGAAGGAGUCAUACGCGGUCUGGGCAGUUUUGUUGAUCGUUUGAUUGGUGUAGGUAACGGCAGCGGUGGUCUAAAGCCGACGCGUCAUGAACAGUCAUCAACAACAAACCCUCUACUCACCUCUACGGCAGACGAUAAAACGCCAGAUUUACCGACCACAACCGCGAAAACUGUUGUUGCUGAAGUUGUGACCGAAACUUUGGCUGCUGUGAGUGCAGUUGAUGACGCAGAGAAUGAAAUUUCUGAGCACGAUAAUGCUCUUUGCCCCGACGGCUUCGUGGCGGAUGUAAAUGGAAUCUGUCUGCGCAAUCAUAAUUGAGUUGACAAGCUAAUCGCUUAUUAACUGGAGAGAAUACAUACUCAUAUACAUACAUAUAUAAGAGGAAUAAGAUAAUCACUCGCAACAUUUAUACAAAAAACAUUCGAAGCAUAAGUAACUAAUAUACAUAUAAUGAUUUAGCAUAGGAGAUCGUGUCAUAGGGUAAGGGUAUAAUAAUAUAAAUGAGUCAAUAUGGUAACUAAAGUUUAUUGCUUGGCUGAGAUCAACAAUUUAAAAUUACUACAGACAAUGAAGUUUCAACACCUUAAAAUAUGCGUAUUGAAAUGCAACAACAAAUGUUAAAAUAUAU